This is a messenger RNA of Cavia porcellus (domestic guinea pig), 10503 nucleotides long. Its product is annotated as serine/threonine-protein kinase MARK2-like. Gene Ontology annotation, cellular component: cytoplasm. Gene Ontology annotation, biological process: microtubule cytoskeleton organization; intracellular signal transduction; protein phosphorylation. The record is from RefSeq and is a predicted model, not a curated record. Lineage: Eukaryota; Metazoa; Chordata; Mammalia; Rodentia; Caviidae. Gene Ontology annotation, molecular function: tau-protein kinase activity; protein serine/threonine kinase activity; ATP binding. The coding region runs from base 3287 to 5851 and encodes 854 amino acids. The transcript has 4 exons.
AUUUCCAACUUUGAAUAGCAGUAUCAGCAUUCGUCCAAUACAUUUCACUCUUGCCAAGUCCCUCACUAUAUUUUUGGACUUAGUAUUAACAUUAGAUUAUUUCAUUUGGUUAUGUGGCCAUUUUGCAACAUUUUUACUAGUCAAAUAUGUAUUCACAUUGUUUUGUCAUCUUAACAAAGGAGGUCAGUAUCAGUAUCAGUUGAUCUUUGCUCCACUUCACUGUCCCAGGAAGUUUGACUCACAUGGCCAAUUUCAAAGUCCUCUUCCUCCUCUUCAUCGACAUCCAUCCAUCCACAACACUCUUCUGUUAUGAAAGUGUUUUGUCAUAAUGGAUCAUCUUCAUCAUUCAUGCAUGAGUAAUCUGACGAUUCAUUCACUUGUGACCUCCUCCAAGAUAUAGUUUUCACAUGCCAUUGUACAGAACUGGGCUAUUUCCACCAGAAAAAUCAAAAGAAAGCUUUUAAAAAGACAAACCCUGGAGUAAUGGGGGAUUAUUGAACCCUCUUUGAUGCUUGAAUAAACACACAAAAGCAGUUAGAUGGAGCACAACGUGGGUGAAAAUCCCAUUUUGAGACUUUUGCACUGGCUCACACACCUCAUUGUUUGACACAGCAAGUUGGUAAUCACAUAAACUGCUUUCCAGUGUCCCUCAGGGGAAGGUAGUGACAUGCCCAGCUGGCUAUUGCAGUAAAGUAAAAUUUACUGGUACAGGAUAGGCCUGCUGCAUGUAGUUAUGUUGCUACCUACACUCUAAUAUGUCCCUGUGUCUCCUGAAACCUUUUCUUAACCAAAGACCCACUCCAACAGUAGAGUGGCCAACUCUUCUGUAUUUGGCACAGAGGACUUUUACUUUGUACUUUUUCUACCUUCUUGCUUUGCAUCUAAUUGGGUGAGGUUUCCCAUCUCGUCUCCCAGUCUCUGCUUUUGAUUGGGAAGACACUGCCCCUUCAUUAGAAGGGAACUAGAGCUUGCAAGAGUUUGCCUCUGUCAGGUGGCUGUUUCAUGAGCCUUGCAGCAUCUUGUCCUUGCUCUUUUUCGUCGUCUUCUUUAUUUUUUAAAAUUUUAUUUUAUUUUAUGUUUUUCAUAUCAGGGAUCAAACUCAGGACCUCACACUUGCCAGACAGAUCUUAUGCUGCUGAGUUGAAUCCCUGGCCUAAAAAGAGGAUAAAACCAAGGAAAAUAAAACAGAAUAAAACCGAUCAAGAUAAACCAGUAUAAGUGAUACAGGUCUUUAAAACUUAAAAAUCAGCAAUAGUUACCAUAAUGCCUCUAUCAUCUUCAAAAUAGCUGCAGAUACCUUUGGACCUGGUAAAAAUCAAACAACAGAAUAGAGCAGAAACAACAAACACAAAACAAUGACUGAAGUAAAGGACUUCAAAACAAGCUCACAGUAAGUCCAGAAUGGCUACCAUAACAUGUCUUGCUAUCUUUUGAACAGUUGUUCAUGGCAUCAGAUUUAAUAUAAUCAAACAAAAUGAAAGAAUAAAACCCAACCAUCAAAGCAAUGAAAAUGACAUGGUUUCCAGGCAGGGCCCACCCCCUUGUGAGGCCUGGUUCUCGCUCCACAGUCUGCGAAUGCUGCUGACUGGGAGAGAGGCUUGGGCGUGGCUGUCCCCACUCCAGCAGCAGCUGUCCCGCUCUUCUGCAGGAGCCAUUCGUUUUGGAGUCAAUGGGCUCGUCACCUGUGUAAAAGCUAUUUAUGUUUUCUUUGAGGAUGCCGUGGAUAUAACUUUGAAAAUCCCAAGGUCACCCCAGGGUGGUGUGAAUCCGUGGCAGUUAAACAUAGCCAUAUACAGGAUGCUGCCCCACAUCUGGGGAGUAAGUUUGUAGUUUCCUCCACGUAUGCCACACUGUGUCUCAGGAAAUACAGUACUACAGGGUGCAUUGUUUUCUUUUCAAUAUGUGAGCCUCUAACAUGUAGAAUACAAAACCAGUCCUGAUUUUCAUAAAGGUCCACCUAUUCAGCUUUAACAGACUUUUCUUCAGACUUGAGUUCCUGCAAAAAAAUUCUCCUUUGUGAGCCAGGGUCUUGCUCUGUAGCCCAGGCUGGCCUUGAACUCACAGUGAUCAUCUUGCCUCAGCCUCCUGAGUGCUGGAUCACAGGCAUGUGGGACCAGAGCUGGUUCUUCCAUUUCAACCUAAGGGACUCCUCUACCCAAGGCAGGCCUACUAGGAAGGACGGACAUUCUUCAGUGCUUGCAUCUAGGAAUGUCUGAGUUUUCCCCCUCAUUUUAAGGACAGUUUUGCUGGAUGUAAAAUGCUUAGUUGAGAGAGCUUUUUGUUUUGUUUCACUGUUUCAUUCACACAGCACAUGUCCACCUGUUUCCUUCUGUCCUCCUGUAACAGAAUAUCCCGCACCCCAGUCAGUAUACUGCAGUUUCUUAGUUGUCCAGGUAACAGUUCUGUCUCUAAGAAACGGUUGGUCACUGUGAUGCCUAGCUGGUCACUGUGAUGCACACUGCAUAAACCAGCCCCAAUCAACAAGCCAUUUUGCCCCUGUACUCCCCACUUGCUUAUCCUAUACAGGCCUCAGACCAUCAGAGAUCAGGGCCUGAUAUUCUGGGAAUGUACCAAUCAGUGCCCGUUGGUGUAAAUAAAUGUGUCUCCAACUCUUGGGUGUCCUUUCUGUGACUGUGCUUGCCGCUGCUCUCCAAGGAUUUUGAGGAUAAGUCUAAUGACUAUGUUUUUGGGGAAUUGAUGUCAGCUGCACAGGCAUUAAUUUAUUUGUCAUAUUUUAUACACUGACCGUUACGUUAUUCUAAUGUAAGUGAAGUUGCAGCAUCACUUUGACACCAGUAAGAAUUAAGAGCAAAAGGAACUGGAGAUGCUGAGUGUAGACAUCAUGGGAUCUCUAAAUGUAAGAGGUAUUACAGAUGCUGAGAACUGAUUCUCAGAACAGAAACAAAAGGGAUAUUGAAGCAUCCUACAGGUUUGAAUUUCAAAAACUCAAGUGUCAAUCUCCAUAACUCACAUUAGUAAGACAUUUUGUAACAUUUUUCUGUUAGAAACAAAAGACCCUCAUGGCCAAGAGUGUGAGGGGUGAAGUGGAGGUGACCAGCUCUGCCUGGGCCCACUGGCACCAUGACUUCACAAGAUCCCCUGUGAGGUCACAGCAGAUAGCUGUAUAAGGUAGGGUUUUCAGCCCAGAGACCCUUCGUGGGUGAAGUGGAUUGGUGUUUGGAGAGUAGUUGGUGAUUUGAGAUUUGAAAUUUUGAUAAUUGAUUUUAUAAAGUCUAGUUCCAUCAAGGCAUUCUUUGUGGCACAUAAAACAUCUUUGCUGGACGUCAUGUCAUCGUCCACAGGAACAUUCUCUGAGGACUAUGACAUGCUGUUACCCCUUGGUGAGGGUCACUUUGCCAAGGUGGUUCUCACUGAACAUGUGUGCACAGGGAUGCUGGUAGCUGUGAAGGUACUUCAAAAGGAGAAGUUGAGGCCUACUGCUAUUAUACGGGAGGUCAGCAUCCUAAAGGACCUUCAGCACCCCAAUAUCAUCAAGUUGCUGGAAGUCUCAGAAAAUAGUACCACUAUGUUCCUCGUAAUGGAGUAUGCACCCAGAAAAGACCUGCAGCAAUUUAUCAAGCGUGCUGAGACACAGAAGCUGGGGGAGGAAAGGGCCCGGCUGAUAUUCCGAGAACUCCUGGAGGCUGUGCAGUACUGCCAUGACAGCGGCGUCAUCCAUGGGGACUUGAAACCGGCGAACAUAUUAAUGGACCGUGAAGGCCACCCCAAGCUCAGCGAUUUUGGCUUUGCUUUCAGGUUCCUUCCUGGCCAGGAGGUGACCGCGUGUGGAUGCACCCUACAGUAUGCUGCCCCAGAGUUAUUCUUACAAAAGAAAUACCAAGGCCCACCACUGGACAUUUGGUCUUUAGGGGUAAUUUUAUAUGAAAUGGUCGCUGGGGUACGCCCAUUUAGUGGGCCCAAAACAGAAUUGAUGAACAAUGCCCUAAACGGGCGAUACCAGUUUCCCCAGCACUUCUCCAAAGAGGUGCAAAGCUUAAUUAAGGGUCUUCUCAACCCUGACCCUAGCAUGCGCCCUACCUUGGAGCAAGUAAGGCAGCAUCCAUGGCUUCGGCUUGAAUCUGUCCCUUGUCGACCUCCUCAACUGCUCCCCAAAGCCAAAGAAAGGGCAAUAGUGGACUUUUUGGAUGGGAAGGGGUACAACCCGCUGAAGGUGAUUGAUGCAGUGAAGUACAGAAAAUACAAUCGGUACAUGGCGCCCUUCCUGCUACUACGGGGCAUGGCACUCCGGAAAUUCCACUUCGGGUCUGAGGUGAAGCCCACACACAAACGUGAGGCUGAACAUCUGUUUGAACAGUCCACAAACAAAGAUGACAAUCUGCUAUCUGCAUCUCCUCCCCCUGUAGCUGCCCCACCAGCUAGGAGGGUCAGUGAGCCCUGCCUCUUCACUGGCCACUUCCUCCCCGAGGUGAAGCCUCUUGGCCAGCAAAGGAAGACAGUCUCCCUGCCAACUGACAUCAGCAGGACUCCCCCUGCUCGCACAUCCUGCCAGCCCGGUCCAAACUUUAUUGGUACCUCUGGCCAGCCAGGCCCUGCUUCUCCCAUCAAGUCCUAUCAUCCAGAACCUGCUACCCCUAAAGCAUCGCGUCAACCAAGCCCUGCUUCUCCCAUCAAGUCCUACUAUACAGGACCUGCUACCCCUAAAGCAUCCCGUCAACCAAGCCCUGCUUCUUCCAUCAAGUCCUACCAUUCAGGGCCUGCUACCCCUAAAGCAUCCCGUCAACCAAGCCCUGCUUCUUCCAUCAAGUCCUACUAUACAGGACCUGCUACCCCUAAAGCAUCCCGUCAACCAAGCCCUGCUUCUUCCAUGAAGUCCUACUAUACAGGACCUGCUACCCCUAAAGCAUCGCGUCAACCAAGCCCUGCUUCUUCCAUCAAGUCCUACUAUACAGGACCUGCUACCCCUAAAGCAUCCCGUCAACCAAGCCCUGCUUCUUCCAUCAAGUCCUACGAUACAGGACCUGCUACCCCUAAAGCAUCCCGUCAACCAAGCCCUGCUUCUUCCAUCAAGUCCUACCAUUCAGGGCCUGCUACCCCUAAAGCAUCCCGUCAACCAAGCCCUGCUUCUUCCAUCAAGUCCUACUAUACAGGACCUGCUACCCCUAAAGCAUCCCGUCAACCAAGCCCUGCUUCUUCCAUCAAGUCCUACUAUACAGGACCUGCUACCCCUAAAGCAUCCCGUCAACCAAGCCCUGCUUCUUCCAUCAAGUCCUACUAUACAGGACCUGCUACCCCUAAAGCAUCGCGUCAACCAAGCCCUGCUUCUUCCAUCAAGUCCUACUAUACAGGACCUGCUACCCCUAAAGCAUCCCGUCAACCAAGCCCUGCUUCUUCCAUCAAGUCCUACGAUACAGGACCUGCUACCCCUAAAGCAUCCCGUCAACCAAGCCCUGCUUCUUCCAUCAAGUCCUACCAUUCAGGGCCUGCUACCCCUAAAGCAUCCCGUCAACCAAGCCCUGCUGUUCCCAUCAAGUCCUGUAAAACCAGCCGUGCCUCUACUGAGUCAUACUGGCAGCCCAACCCUGCCUCUCCCGGUGAGUCCUUCCAGCACAGCCCUGGGACUCCAAAUGCUGCCUUCACUGCUGCCCCAGCCCCUGUCAGCAGUAGGAGGUGGGGCUGGAAAACUGUCAAGAGAACCAUGAGAGACUGCCUAAGGGCCCUGUGCUGCUGCCCCGUAUCGACAUGCAAGUGUCACAAACACAAGGUGGUCGAGGUGCAGAUCCAUGAUCCCUCCUAUGGACGUGGUCAUCCUGACAGCGAGGUCAGCCAUGCAAGUGGAAGCCACAAGAACACGAAUUCACCUUCAGCCGGUUGUACCCCUUCCCAGCCAUAAUGUGCAGUAUUGCCCUUUCUGUGGCUUUGGGGAGCAGUUGAGGAGGAUGACAAGGGACAGAUUCAAGCUAAAGCCAUGGAUGCUGCCUUACUUGCUCCAAGAUCACCUUAUCUCCUAGGUUACUGAAUUAAACAGUGUAUGUAAAGGUCCUGGAGGAGUGAUGUUCCAUCAAGUGUCACACAUGUAUUUUAUUUUAAUUGUGGUUUUUGUUAAUCUAUGUUCAAGCAGAGGUAGGAAAGUUUAUGUUCACGUAUAGAAAAAUCUCUUGCAUGUGUAUUUCAACAAAAGAAUAUGUAAUAGAGCAGUAAUCCUUCUUCACUUAUUCUUAAUAAUAAAAUAAACUGAUUACUAUGUGUACUGUUUCAGGCACUUAAUAAAGCCCAAUAUAACACAAUACAAACAAUACUGAUGCCACUGGAUAUUAAAGGAAUUAAGCAACUGAGCUAUACUAGACUUCAUUUCAGCAUUUUAGAUCCUUUCAAAGGACUACACUUGAAUGUCUUUGCACGAUGACCACUUAGUUCUUUAUACUCUGACCUUGGUUAAGCCCAAGGUCAGCCCAGUUAUGUUCCUUUUGUUACCAGGGUUCUCCAGGUGAUCAGGUGACUGAUUGCUCCACUCCUGAUUGGUCAGCUUCCCAACCUGAAGAAGAAUCUUGCUUGGAACCUGUCAAAAUCCCACCUGCAUUCCUCCUCCUCAGCCCCACAUCACAAGCAUCGCAGCAGUAUAAGUCAAGGCCUCUCCAGGCAAGAGACAUUUGACUCUGAAACUCAGGAGAGUGGAGACUCUGCCUACUUGCAGCCAAAAGAUUAUUCCCGUGAACACAUGGACCACUAUGCCCCACAUUGUGAUCACAACCACCGAGAUGAGACCCAUGGGAGCAGUGACCGCAGACACAGAGAAUCUCGACACUGCUCCAGGGACAUAGAUCGAGAGCAGGACCACAAUGAGUGCAACUAAUUGCAGAGCCAUCAUAAAUCCAAAUAGGGAUGUUUACGUCCACCAAUGACUUUCGCCUUUUUCUGCUUUUUCCAUGGUUUUGUGUAAUAGCACAAACAAAACUUUUCAAGUCUACCCUCAGUCAUGUGACCCGUCUUGUAUAUUUUGUAUUGCUGUUGCUUCAAUAGCAAUGGCAUGAAAUUAAGAGCAUUAAUUUCUAUUUUGAUUUUCCUAAGUGCUGUACACAUUUGCCUGGUGCAGCUGCAGUCCUCUGGUUUUACACUAGACCCUUCAGAACCUGGUUUGGGUAGCUGUUACUUGGGAAAAACCUGCCAUCCCAACAAUGUUAGUGUUUCAAGAAAUAUAGGUGUAUCCAGCAAUCGAGAAGUAACACAGAUCAAAAGUGGAAAUUGUUUCUCCAGAUUUUUAAUACUGAGACACCUGAUGAGCAUAUUCAUUUAUUUAUUCAUGGACCACUGUUUCUUGCUUGUACCUCUGGCUGACUAAACUAGGAACAGAUUCAGUCUUGCAAGAUUGUUGCAAAAAACAGAAAAAAAAAUUCGUCUUCUACUUGAAAAAGCCCAUCUAAAUUUCAAAAAUAUAACUAUUCUUCCGGGAGAACAUGGCGGACAGAUAACAGCAACUACCGGAGGCUCUCUGAAAAACUAGGCUCAGAAGCCAGGUAUGGUGCGGACUAAAGAGACAUAAGCAGGUGGAGUUAUGCUCUGCUGACUCAGGAUCGAAGUCGGCUGAGAGAAACCAACUUGGAAUGCAGUCCUGGUGCUAAAACAGGAACAGAAAAGCCUCUGCUGGACCCCGCACCAUUGGAAGCCGCGAUUUGGGUUUCCCACCGCGCGGUGGCUGGCUGCCUCUAUAUCAGCUCAGCAAGGCUAGAGACACACGGAAACUCUGAGAAUGGGAGUCUGCGAACGGAGUCGAAAACAGGACGGGCAGGGAGGCAUGUUCUGACUUGUGGCGAGGUCAGUGAGAGAAACUGACACUCCACCACAGUUUGAGUCCAGCGGACUUCCUGGGCCCGAGCAGUCCUGCGGGAGCAGGGCGCGGUGGCGACUCCAGCCACACAUUCCCCUCUCGGGCGGGAUUGGUGAAAAGUGCCUGGCCUGCGUGACGCUGCUGGCGGACCCCGUAGGCUGGCCCAACCCAGAUCCCAGAGCCCGACGGAGGCCGGGAGGGGCGGGCCCCGCGUAGGCUGUCUGGUGCGCAGCAGUGAGUGGGAACACCUAACCGGCGCAAUUCAAUCAGGCUGUGGCUGACAGGGAGAGAAGCUGGGCCUCUCAUAUAAGCUUGCAUAUAUAAGGAACAGGGAAUAUGGGAAGAGGCAGCAACAAGAAAGGCUCCUCGGCCCCCAACUCUGAGAAACAGGCAAUAGCGGACAGCGCACCAAUAGACAUAAAGCGCCAUAUAGAGAGCCUCAUAGACCAAUUCAGGAAUGAAGUUAUCAAUGACCUGAAGCUAGAAGUAUGCAAAAUUGUUAGAGAAAUGCUAAGCACCACCCAAGAAAAAACAGAUGGUGGAAUGGAAGAACAGAAAAAGAGGGGAGAAUUGUUUGAUGGAGAUAACAGGGAAAGUAAAGAAUACGUGAAGCAGGUUCAAAGGGACUACCAAGAAACUAAGAAGUCUAUCGAAGACUGGCAUAACAGCUUGAAAGAAACUAAGGACAGACUAUCUGAACUGGAGAGCAGAAUUGUAAUAUGGGAGAAUGAAAUGAAAAACUUCUUGAAAAUAAUAAAGAAACAAACAGCAAUAAUACAAAGACAAGAAGAUGAUAAGAGGAUCCAUAACUUAAGGAUUAAGAACAUAAAAGAAGAAGUAGGGACACAAACAAAUGAACUACAAAAGCUACUCACAGAAAUAAUCCAGGAGAAUUUUCCUAAUUUAGCAAAAGGUAAAGAUACUCAGAUGUAUGAGGCAUACAGGACCCCAGCUACCUACAACCCUAACAGAGAAACACCCAGGCAUAUAAUAAUAAAAAUUCCAGAAAUUCAAUACAAGAACAGAAUAUUAAAAGCUGUCAGAGACAAGAAACAGACCACUUACAAGGGAACACCCAUCAGAAUUGCAGCAGAUUUCUCUGCACAAACCAUCAAAUCACGAAGAGCAUGGGGGGAAAUAAUUCAAGCUUUGAAAGAUAAUCUCCAGCCAAGAUUGAGAUAUCCUGCACAACUGUCCCUGGAAAUUGAUGGAAAAACAAGGUGCUUCCAGGAUAAAGAGGAACUGGGGGAAUUUGCAACCACCAAUUCAACUCUAGAGAGAGUAUUACAGGAUAUUCUAAAAAAAGAAAAAUACAAAGAAUCCAGAAAUAGUGGAGGCCACAACGAAUGGAGCAGAGAACAAAGUGAAGAAGACAAACUGACAGCUACUGACAGAAUAAGAGCUCAACAGAAAUGAGGCAGAGAAGAUUGGAUGAUAGGAACAGCUAUUUUGGAGAAAAUGACAUCUUAAUAGGUAAUACUGAUUUAGUAUCAUCUUGUUUUGAAGUCUCAUCUAGCUUUUGUCCUUCUGUCUCCAUUGGUCUAAACAGGUUGUAUCUUAUUGGAUUUUAUUAUGUACGAUAGUAUAAGCAAAAACCUUUUAAAGACAAGGAGAUUAUACAGAAACCAUUGUUCAUUUUCUGUUAGUCGAUUCUAAAUACUCUGUAAUGCUGUCAUUCUCUUAAAUGGUUUUACAUUGUUUUGAUAUACUUAAUGCUACAGUAUACGAAGUUGUACUCAAGGAUUUCAAGGAAAGAGACAAUAUGGUAACUACUUUUAGGUCAGGAUUAUCUGGUGGUGAAACACUAUUCUGCUUAAAUGGUUAUGUUUUGAUCUGCGCUGUUUCGUUGUUAUGCCCUCUUUUAUCUCAAUCUCCACUCCAUUAUUUACUUUUUUAUUUUUAUCCUUUUAAUUAAAGGAAAAAAUAGCAGGAUAUAUUAUAGUAACCCACUUUGACUUUCCAUUACCUCGAUUUAAAGCCCUGUAUUACUCUCACCAUCUGGUUUUUAACUGAUGUUCCCCUAUUCUGUUUUGCUGGAUAGUAUCAGGUUCGAAAAUUUAGGCAUCAGCUGUGAAGAUAAUGAGACUCAUUAUAAUGCCCAUUCUCAUUGACUUUUAUCUACUUUUGAAGACCUACAAUGUCUCCAAUGUUUUGGUUUUGUCGGUUUUAUUCUUUACUGUUUUGUUCAAUUGUAUUAUAACUAAUGAUAUAGGCAAUUCUAUUAGAGAUAGCGGGAGGCAUUAUGGUAACCAUUGUUGAUCACCUUGUAUUAUGUUUUCACAUUAUCUAUUAUGUCCACCCUUUUGACUUGACCGAUUGCGUUCUGUUAUGUCCCAUUUGGUUUUACUCUCUUCCAAAAAAGUAAUAAGAACCGUGGGAGCAAUGAAACCCAAAUUGUACAAAAGAGAGGAAAAGAAAGUGCUCUAAACUAUAUAACUGCAUGUAUAUUUAAGUGUAUAAGAUAGAAAAUGAUAUCAGAGUUUUAUUGGAUCAUUGAACAGAACUGUUUGCAGUAUCAUUGAUGGAAUGUCAACUUUACAAGCUUUAAUUUUGUGACUUGAACAAUUAUUUCUAAGAUGACAGUAUGUAAUCCAUUAACUAGUGAUUUCCUACUGUUCAUUUUUUUUCUGCAAAUCUGUAUAACUUGUACCCUUUCUCUGCUUUUUUUCUUUUCUCCUUAAAUAGAAUUAAAAAAUAAAUAAAUAAAAAUAAAAAAAUAA